AUGGAGAAGCUGAGAGCCAAGUUAUUGAUGCCAACUGUGGUGGAGGAUAGUAGUGCAGGACACGAAGGUAGUGACCAACCCUCAUCAGAGACUGCUGUAACACCCAAACCGAAACUUGCUCAACUUGGCCGGUCAAACAGUAAACUUGCAACAUGGAAUCUCCUCAAACGCAAGAUAAGCUUCACGGCAUCAGGUAAAGGUGUCCACAUGGGGAGUCCGAUGUUGGGUCGGUCUAAACGGCUCCAUAGCUUAAGCUCAACAUCAGAACAAUCUGUACCUAAGAUGGAGAACACAUUCAGAAUAACUCCAGACGAUAAGAAUACAUUUAAACCAUUGUCAGUACAACAAGAGAUUGCAGAUGUCUUAGAAGGAGUUCUUGGUAGUAUGGAGUACAACCCAAUAACAAGUGGGAGGAUUACUACUCGUUUAUCUGAAGCCAUCAAGGUUCGAGUCAAGGCGUUGCAAUUCAAGAGACACAAGCUCGUUGUACAUGUUUUGGUUGGUUCUCAUGAUGGUCAGAGUAUGGAAUUAGCAAGUCGAUGUUUAUGGAAUCAAGACACUGAUAGUUACGCCUCAGCUAGCUAUCAGAAUACUUCACUGUUUGCCAUUGCAUCUGUUUACGGUGUUUAUUACGAAUGA
Asterias rubens (European starfish) is the source of this 639-nucleotide messenger RNA. RefSeq names its product tctex1 domain-containing protein 2-like. Gene Ontology annotation, molecular function: dynein intermediate chain binding. The record is from RefSeq and is a predicted model, not a curated record. Gene Ontology annotation, biological process: microtubule-based movement. Bases 1 to 639 code for a protein of 212 amino acids. The transcript has a single exon. Lineage: Eukaryota; Metazoa; Echinodermata; Asteroidea; Forcipulatida; Asteriidae. Gene Ontology annotation, cellular component: cytoplasm; cytoplasmic dynein complex.